Ictidomys tridecemlineatus (thirteen-lined ground squirrel) is the source of this 3731-nucleotide messenger RNA. It is a transcript of the gene Smarcc1, whose product is annotated as SWI/SNF related BAF chromatin remodeling complex subunit C1. The record is from RefSeq and is a predicted model, not a curated record. NCBI's taxonomy places the organism in Eukaryota, Metazoa, Chordata, Mammalia, Rodentia, Sciuridae. Gene Ontology annotation, cellular component: synapse. Gene Ontology annotation, biological process: cell projection morphogenesis. Gene Ontology annotation, molecular function: protein binding.
GGAGCGGCAGUCGAGCUCGCGGGUGCGGACGGGAAACCGCGAGGGCCGGGGCGGGUGGCGGGGCGACGGACGGCGACGAUGGCCGCAGCAGCUGGCAGCGGGCCGGGGGCGACGGCGGGCGCAGGGGGCACAGGGGGUGCUGCGGCGGCUGCGGGCCUAGCCGUCUAUCGGCGGAAGGACGGGGGCCCAGCCGGCAAGUUCUGGGAGAGUCCGGAGACGGUAUCUCAGCUGGACUCAGUGCGCGUCUGGCUGGGCAAGCACUACAAGAAGUAUGUUCAUGCAGAUGCUCCUACCAAUAAAACUCUGUCUGGACUUGUGGUACAGCUUCUCCAGUUUCAGGAAGAUGCCUUUGGGAAGCAUGUCACUAAUCCGGCUUUCACCAAACUCCCUGCAAAAUGUUUCAUGGAUUUCAAAGCUGGAGGCACCUUGUGUCAUAUUCUCGGGGCUGCUUACAAGUAUAAAAACGAACAGGGAUGGCGGAGAUUUGAUCUGCAGAAUCCAUCACGAAUGGAUCGUAAUGUUGAAAUGUUUAUGAACAUUGAGAAAACGUUGGUGCAGAACAAUUGUCUGACCAGACCCAACAUCUACCUCAUUCCAGACAUUGAUCUGAAGUUGGCUAACAAAUUGAAAGAUAUCAUCAAGCGACAUCAGGGAACCUUUACUGAGGAGAAGUCAAAAGCUUCCCACCACAUUUAUCCAUAUCCUUCUUCACAAGAGGAUGAAGAAUGGCUGAGACCAGUGAUGAGAAAAGACAAGCAGGUGUUAGUACAUUGGGGCUUCUACCCAGACAGCUAUGAUACUUGGGUCCAUAGUAAUGAUGUUGAUGCUGAAAUUGAAGAUCCACCAAUUCCAGAAAAGCCUUGGAAGGUUCAUGUGAAGUGGAUUUUAGACACUGACAUUUUUAAUGAAUGGAUGAAUGAGGAGGAUUAUGAAGUGGAUGAGAACAGGAAGCCAGUGAGUUUUCGUCAGCGAAUUUCAACAAAGAAUGAAGAGCCAGUCAGAAGUCCAGAGAGAAGAGAUAGAAAAGCAUCAGCUAAUGCUCGGAAGAGGAAACAUUCACCUUCACCUCCCCCUCCCACACCUACAGAAUCUCGGAAGAAAAGUGGGAAGAAAGGCCAAGCUAAUCUUUAUGGGAAGCGCAGAAGUCAGAAAGAGGAAGAUGAGCAAGAAGACCUUACCAAGGACAUGGAAGACCCAACACCUGUACCCAAUAUAGAGGAGGUGGUACUCCCCAAAAAUGUAAACCCAAAGAAAGAUAGUGAAAAUACACCUGUUAAAGGAGGAACUGUAGCAGAUCUAGAUGAACAAGAUGAAGAAACAAUGACAACAGGAGGAAAGGAAGAUGAAGAUCCUGGCAAAGGUGAUCAGAGUCGGUCAGUUGACCCUGGUGAAGAUAAUGUGACAGAGCAGACUAAUCACAUUAUUAUUCCCAGCUAUGCAUCAUGGUUUGAUUAUAACUGUAUUCAUGUGAUUGAACGGCGUGCUCUUCCUGAAUUUUUCAAUGGAAAAAACAAAUCCAAGACUCCAGAAAUAUACUUGGCAUAUAGAAAUUUUAUGAUUGACACAUACCGUCUGAACCCCCAAGAGUAUUUAACCAGCACUGCUUGUCGGAGGAACUUGACUGGAGAUGUGUGUGCUGUGAUGAGGGUUCAUGCCUUUUUAGAGCAGUGGGGGCUUGUUAAUUAUCAAGUUGAUCCAGAAAGUCGACCCAUGGCAAUGGGACCUCCUCCUACUCCUCAUUUCAAUGUAUUAGCUGAUACUCCCUCUGGGCUUGUGCCUCUGCAUCUUCGAUCACCUCAGGUACCUGCUGCUCAGCAGAUGUUAAAUUUUCCUGAGAAGAACAAGGAAAAACCAAUUGAUUUGCAGAACUUUGGUCUUCGUACUGACAUCUACUCCAAGAAAACAUUAGCAAAGAGUAAAGGUGCUAGUGCUGGAAGAGAGUGGACAGAACAAGAGACCCUUCUACUCCUGGAGGCCCUGGAGAUGUAUAAGGAUGAUUGGAACAAAGUGUCAGAACAUGUCGGAAGUCGUACUCAGGAUGAAUGCAUCCUCCACUUUUUGAGGCUUCCCAUUGAGGACCCAUACCUCGAAAAUUCAGAUGCUUCCCUUGGGCCUCUGGCCUAUCAGCCAGUUCCUUUCAGUCAGUCGGGAAAUCCAGUCAUGAGUACUGUUGCUUUUUUGGCAUCUGUGGUGGACCCACGUGUGGCAUCUGCUGCAGCAAAAGCAGCUUUGGAGGAGUUUUCUCGGGUCCGAGAGGAGGUACCACUGGAGUUGGUUGAAGCCCAUGUUAAGAAAGUACAAGAGGCUGCCCGAGCCUCUGGGAAAGUGGAUCCUACCUAUGGCUUGGAGAGCAGCUGUAUUGCAGGCACAGGGCCUGAAGAGCCUGAGAAGCUUGAAGGAAGUGAAGAAGAAAAGAUGGAAACAGACCCUGAAGCUCAGCAGCCUGAAAAGACAGAAAACAAAGUAGAAAAUGAAACAGAUGAAGGUGAUAAAGUACAAGAUGGAGAAAACGAAAAAAAUAGUGAGAAGGAACAGGAUAGUGAAGUUAGUGAAGAUGUCAAGUCAGAAGAAAAGGAGACUGAAGAGAACAAGGAACUCACUGAUACAUGUAAAGAAAGAGAAAGUGAUACUGGGAAGAAGAAAGUGGAACAUGAAAUUUCUGAAGGAAAUGUUGCCACAGCAGCAGCAGCUGCUCUUGCCUCAGCUGCUACCAAAGCCAAGCAUCUGGCUGCUGUGGAAGAGAGAAAGAUCAAGUCCCUGGUAGCUCUCCUGGUUGAGACACAAAUGAAGAAACUAGAGAUUAAACUUCGACAUUUUGAGGAAUUGGAAACUAUCAUGGACAGAGAGAAAGAGGCUUUAGAACAACAGAGGCAACAGUUACUUACUGAACGCCAGAACUUCCACAUGGAACAGCUGAAAUAUGCCGAAUUACGAGCCCGACAACAAAUGGAACAGCAGCAGCAUGGCCAGAACCCUCAACAAGCACACCAGCACUCAGGAGGACCUGGCCUGGCCCCUCUUGGAGCAGCAGGACACCCUGGCAUGAUGCCUCAUCAGCAGCCUCCUCCCUAUCCUCUGAUGCACCACCAGAUGCCACCACCUCAUCCACCCCAGCCAGGUCAGAUACCAGGACCAGGUUCCAUGAUGCCUGGGCAGCCCUUGCCAGGCCGCAUGAUUCCCACUGUGGCAGCCAACAUCCACCCUGCUGGGAGUGGCCCUGCCCCUCCUGGAAUGCCUCCUAUACCAGGAAACAUCUUGGGACCCCGGGUCCCCCUCACAGCACCAAAUGGCAUGUAUCCCCCUCCGCCACAGCAGCAGCCACCACCACCUGCAGAUGGGAUUCCUCCACCUCCUGCUCCAGGCCCACCCACCUCGGCCACUCCUUAGCCUGGAAGAUAGGAAACCUCUACGCCCACCACAAGCUGGAGUGGGGAUGACAAGACUUGUGUUCCUCGGCUUCCUUGGUUUUUUUUUUUUUUUUUUUUCAGGAGUUUUCUUCUCGCAGCCCCAAGCACGUGUCCCACGUCCCCACUCCUCUUGCCAUCCCUCUCCAUGCUCUGUUACCUCUUGUGUCAGGUCCUCAGCUGACACUCAAGGGGAAGCCUGUGGUGACAAUGUGUCCUGAUCAUCUUAAAAAUAACCCAUACCUCCCCUGUCUUGGUGUGGGAGGUGUUGUCUGUUGAUCUGCAGGUCCUGUCAACAGUAGUAUUAUAUGUCUAUCAUUUUUGCUC